CCUUCAGCUGCGGCUUCGGCGCUUCUCCGAGUCUCCAGUUGACACAUUCGCCGGCUUUGAAAUGGAAUUGUUGGCAGUCUGGUUGGAUAUCCAAGGUGGUUGGAUAUUCGAGACUUGCGCUAUGCAAUCAAUCCUCUAGCCUAUCAAGAUGAAGGUAUUGCAGCUCCGGCAAUACAGCCGCCUCUCGUGGGAAUAAUCUCAUGCAAGACAACCACGUUAUCAGUAGCGUCAGGUUCAACCGCAUACAGGCAUACAGUCAUGUAAUUGAUGGAUGCCAGUUAUAAGCUGAGCUGUUCUGCUGCUGGAGAUCUUGACCGGAGUCGGGCCUCUUUUCCGAGAUUCAAAUCGUGGUGGGACCAAUUGACCGAGCUAAUCUGGUUAUCUCCGCAUUGUGGAGGAGCUGGCGGCCAGCACUGCAAAAUUCGAUCCUCAUAGCAAGCUGGUAUCCUCCAAUUCUUAGUGCCUGUCACAUAUUUAGUAAAUAAUAGAGCGGCCUUUUUCUUUCUCUUCUCUUCGUUCCUUCUUUUCUCUUCUUUGGCCCCAUUCCUAAUCAUUCUCUCGUAUCGAUCUCAUCACCCGUACAAAGCCAUUCAUCAUGGCGGACAGGAAACCCCUCUCUACCCAACAGGUUGUGGGACAUAACACCCCCAAUGACUGUUGGAUUGUGGUGGAUAAUCAUGUGUGGGAUGUGACAGACUUUUUGGAGGAACAUCCGGGUGGCUCUGCGAUCAUUCUGAAAUACGCAGGUCACGAUGCCACCAAGGCCUAUUCUGAGGUCCACACUCCCAGCGUUCUUAAGUCCAACCUCCCCUCAGACAAAUACAUGGGAGUCCUCGACGAGUCGACAAUCGACGACGAAUGGACCAAGCAACCACCGAGCGAGAAUCCACAGGUAGUUUUGGAGAACGAGAAGCCCCCGCUCCACACCCUGAUCAACUCGCACGACUUCGAGUUUGUCGCUUCAAAGACAGCCAGCAAGAAAGCCUGGGCGUUCUACCACAGUGCGGCAACAGAUCUUAUCACCCGGGAUGCCAACAAGUCCUGUUUCGACCGGAUAUGGUUCAGACCCCGAGUGUUGCGGAAUGUUCGCUCCGUCGAGCCAAAGACCACUAUGCUUGGAGUGGACUGUAGCUUCCCUCUAUUCGUGAGCCCGUCCGCGAUGGCCAAGCUUAUCCAUCCCGACGGGGAAUGUGCCAUCGCUAGGGCUUGCGCAAGCAAAGGCAUCAUGCAAGGAGUCUCGAACAAUUCCUCCUACACCGUAGACGAGCUCACAAACGCUGCCCCAUCCGCAAGCUUCUUCUUCCAGCUCUACGUCAACCGAGACCGCGAGAAGUCCGCCGCGCUCCUCCGCCAAUGCUCCGCCAACCCCAACAUCAAAGCGAUCUUCGUGACAGUCGACGCCGCCUGGCCCGGCAAGCGCGAGGCCGACGAGCGGGUGAAAGCCGACGAAAGCCUGUCAGUACCAAUGGCGCCGUCCACAGCGUCGAACGACAAGAAAGGCGGCGGCCUGGGUCGCGUCAUGGCCGGUUUCAUCGACCCGGGGCUCACAUGGGAGGAUCUAGCUUGGGUUCGGAAACACACGCAUCUCCCCGUGUGUCUGAAAGGCGUCAUGUCCGCGGACGACGCCAUGCUGGCCAUGCAAGCCGGGCUGGACGGCAUCUUGCUCAGUAACCAUGGCGGACGCAAUCUGGACACCAGUCCGCCUUCGAUCAUCACGCUCCUGGAACUCCACAAACGCUGCCCGGAGGUCUUUGACAAGAUGGAAGUAUACGUGGAUAGCGGCAUUCGUCGGGGUACCGACAUAUUGAAAGCUGUGUCUCUCGGCGCGACUGCCGUCGGCAUGGGACGCAGCAUGCUGUUCGCGACGAACUACGGCCAAGAGGGAGUGGAGCAUUUGAUUGACAUCAUGCGCGACGAAUUGGAAACCGCCAUGCGCAACACGGGCAUCACGACAUUAGACGAGGCCGGUCCGCACUUGGUCCACACAGGCGAUGUCGACCACCUUGUUCCUGACUCGGCGAGACAUCCUUAUGCGUAUAAGACUGCGAAGAGUAGACGCGUCUCGGGAAUUUCGAAGCUUUAAUUGCCUGCGUAUAUAUAUUUAUAUCUCUCUCUCUCUCUCUUCAUCACGUGCAGAGAAUCACGACUAUACACGGAAUUGGAUGCACAACGCUAUCAGCAUAGACCGAUAUAUGGUUCAGUAUAUAUAUGGUGAUUUCCGGCUCAAUAUAACCUCUAUGAUUGAGAUAGGCAUAUA
This is a messenger RNA of Aspergillus candidus, 2257 nucleotides long. Its product is annotated as FMN-dependent alpha-hydroxy acid dehydrogenase. The transcript is spliced from 4 exons. The coding region runs from base 596 to 2083 and encodes 495 amino acids. The record is from RefSeq and is a predicted model, not a curated record. NCBI's taxonomy places the organism in Eukaryota, Fungi, Ascomycota, Eurotiomycetes, Eurotiales, Aspergillaceae. Gene Ontology annotation, molecular function: heme binding; oxidoreductase activity.